Drepanopeziza brunnea f. sp. 'multigermtubi' MB_m1 is the source of this 726-nucleotide messenger RNA. RefSeq lists its product as uncharacterized. The record is from RefSeq and is a predicted model, not a curated record. Lineage: Eukaryota; Fungi; Ascomycota; Leotiomycetes; Helotiales; Drepanopezizaceae.
AUGGCAGUGGCAGUGGGAUGUGUCACGUGGGACUUGGUUGACUUCAGUGGUGGAGGCUUGGCAUUGUCUCUCUCGACAGACCCAAACAUGACAUACAUGCCAUACAGAAAAGCCGCGAUCUUUCUGAAGUGCAGCCCAGAGCCCUUCAAGAUCGUGAAUGCCCUACGAGCAACAUUACCUGCAAACGUUCCGGAUGCCAGAAAAAUCGAUCCUGUAGCACCUAUCCCGCCCUACGUUGCACUCUUCCGGAGGUUGCCAACCAGCCUCCUAAGCACAUAUCAGGAAGCGCUGACGGACCUCGCCUCUCAGCGCAAACCAUUCGAAAUUGAGGUCGGAGCACCCUACAUUUACAUUCAAAACCUAAUGGGCAAUGUGCCCAAGUCUAAUCUGUACUCUAUCGGUUUUCAACUCCCCAUGGAUGCGAUCGAAUCUCUUCGAAAAGAAUUGUACAAGGGAUUUGAAAAAGAGCUCACGGAAAGUCGUGCCAAAUCGGGAGCACCUGUGCCUCGGUACACGCCAAUGAACAAAGCGAGCCUACUGAUCCGUAAUUCAGCAUACGGGCUCACUCGCUCGCAGGCUGAGGAGGCCCUCGGUCAGCUGCAGCGGGAUUACAAGAAUGGCCUCGGGAAGAUGCAAGCAGAGGGCUUUGCAUUUCAGGAACGCGCCGAAAUCCAGCCUCCAUCGAAACGUCCAGCCGCGCAAGAAUAUAUGUUCACAGGGGCAUGA